AUGAACCUUAUAAGUGCUAGUUUUGAUGGCAACAGUUAUGGGAACUGGAAGAGAGGAGUACUAAUCUCACUCUCAGCCAAAAAUAAACUAUGUUUCAUUAAUGAUAAAGCAGAAAUCCCAGAAGAAACCUCACCUCUUUUUGAGCAAUGGUCAAGAUGUAAUGACAUGGUCAUUGCAUGGUUGUUGAAUUCUUUGAGCAAGGACACUGCAGAGAGUGUACUCUAUUCUCAAAGAGCCUCAGAUUUGUGGAAUGAGCUGCAGGAAAGGUAUGGUCAGCCUGAUGGUUCUAAGUUAUUUCAACUUCAAAGAGAUCUCAAUAAUAUCUCUCAAGGAAUCAGUGGUGUUGCUGCUUAUUACAACAAAUUGAAGAAACUAUGGGAUCAACUAAAGGUCUUAAACACAUUCAUGAACUGCAACUGUGAAUGCAAAUGUGGAGCUAAGGCACAUAACCACAAGAUGAAUGAAGACAUGAAACUAGUUCAGUUCUUAAUGGGACUAAAUGAAGCUUUCUCAGCUUGUAGGGGAAAUAUUUUCAUGAUGAAGCCUCUACCAUCUACAAGUCAAGCUUACUCUAUCAUUCUUCAUGAGGAAUCUCAAAGAGAGGUACAUUCUAGUAACACUAUGAACAUUGACUCAUCUGCCUUCAAUGUUAGUAGGUGGAAUCAACAAAGAAAUCAAAAUCCCAGAAAAGCAAACACACAGAUCUCAAAUCCAAAAAAUCAGAACAAUUUCACACCAAACAACAACCUUUUUUGCAGUCAUUGCAAGAAAAUCAAUCAUACUAUUCAAGGAUGUUAG
Messenger RNA from Lycium barbarum (goji berry), 798 nucleotides. RefSeq lists its product as uncharacterized. NCBI's taxonomy places the organism in Eukaryota, Viridiplantae, Streptophyta, Magnoliopsida, Solanales, Solanaceae. The transcript has a single exon. The coding region runs from base 1 to 798 and encodes 265 amino acids. The record is from RefSeq and is a predicted model, not a curated record.